This is a messenger RNA of Liolophura sinensis, 5411 nucleotides long. Its product is annotated as ATP-citrate synthase-like. Gene Ontology annotation, biological process: acetyl-CoA biosynthetic process; fatty acid biosynthetic process; citrate metabolic process. The record is from RefSeq and is a predicted model, not a curated record. The coding region runs from base 119 to 3391 and encodes 1090 amino acids. The transcript has 30 exons. Gene Ontology annotation, cellular component: cytosol. Gene Ontology annotation, molecular function: ATP citrate synthase activity. NCBI's taxonomy places the organism in Eukaryota, Metazoa, Mollusca, Polyplacophora, Chitonida, Chitonidae.
GUUCUCUCGCCUGAUUUUUGAUGAGCAUGUUGUGUGGCGGACGCUAAAUCGUACAACUCUCGUGGUUACCGGGUUAAUUGCCACUGCUCCAAGCUGACUCUUGACAUCCAUCGAAAUCAUGUCAGCCAAAGCUAUUCACGAAGCUAAAGGGAAGGAACUCUUGAACAAAUUCCUGACAAAUGAAGCCGCAAAGAAUCGGUUCGCUCUUGUGGAAGAAGACGUGGACUGGGACAAACUUGUGCAACAAAACCCCUGGCUGUCUUCUCAGAAAUUGGUAGUAAAGCCAGAUCAGCUGAUCAAAAGGCGUGGCAAGCUAGGACUGAUCAAAGCCGGUGCUGACAUCUCAGGUGUUAAACAAUGGGUGAUGGAGAGAAUGAACACAGACAUCAAGAUUGGAGCAGCUACAGGUAAAUUGAAGAGGUUUAUCAUUGAGCCAUUCAUUGCACACAAACAGGAGGAAGAAGUGUACGUGUGUAUUCACUCUCACAGAUAUGCUGACUCUGUCCUUUUCUACCAUGAGGGUGGCAUCGAUAUCGGCGAUGUGGAUGCUAAGGCUGUCAAGCUUGAUUUACCUGUUGGAGGUGAACUGUCGGCCGAAGAGGUGAAAUCUAAGCUGCUGGCAAAAGUGUCUGGCCAAACACAAGAGUUAUUAGUGAAGUUCAUUAUGAGGCUACAUGCAGUUUACAAGGAGCUUCAUUUUACUUACCUCGAAAUCAACCCAGUGGUGGUGACCGGUGGUCAGGUGUAUGUCCUGGACAUGGCAGCCAAAAUUGACCAGUGUGCGGAGUACAUCUGUAAGCAGCAAUGGGGUGAACUGGACUUUCCUCCACCCUUUGGGAGAGACGCCCUGCCCGAGGAAGCGUACAUUGCUGAACUAGAUGCUAAGAGUGGUGCCUCAUUGAAGCUGACAAUCCUGAACAAGAAAGGGCGAAUCUGGACUAUGGUGGCCGGAGGCGGAGCCUCUGUAAUUUAUGCUGACACCAUUUGUGACCUGGGCGGAGCCUCAGAGUUGGCAAACUAUGGAGAGUAUUCGGGUGCCCCCAGCGAACAACAGACGUAUGAGUACGCCAAAACUCUGCUCGGACUGAUGACCAAAGAAAAACACCCAGACGGUAAAGUUUUGGUUAUAGGAGGUGGCAUUGCUAACUUCACCAAUGUUGCCAGCACUUUCAAGGGCAUAGUUAAGGCACUGCGUGAGUACCAGCAGAAACUGAUUGAGUUCAACGUGUCCAUCUAUGUAAGAAGAGGAGGCCCGAAUUACCAGGAAGGUCUGCGAGUGAUGCGAGAACUGGGAAGUACUCUUGGUGUCCCCAUUCACGUGUUUGGCCCCGAGACACACAUGACUGCCAUUGUUGGCAUGGCUCUCGGAAAGCGCGACAUCCCCCAGAAUCCCCAAGCAGCGCCGACUACGGCUAACUUCCUGUUGCCAGGAGGAACGAAAUCUCCCUCAGCCAGCCGCAGGACGUCACAAGACCAAAACAACUCUGCUGCUAACGGUGCUGGUGUUGCCCCAUCCAAACCCCCAGCAAGCUCUAAGGCCGGGCACGGCACUGCACCCUUGUUCACCAAGAAGACCAAGUCCAUUGUGUGGGGCAUGCAGCAGAGAGCUGUGCAGGGCAUGCUGGACUUUGACUAUGUUUGCUCACGACCUGAGCCAUCUGUGGUUGCCAUGGUCUACCCGUUCACUGGAGAUCACAAACAGAAGUACUACUGGGGACAUAAAGAAAUCCUUAUUCCAAUGUACAAGAAUAUGGGUGAUGCCAUGAAGAAACACCCAGAAGCUGAUGUUCUCAUUAGCUUUGCAUCUUUGCGAUCUGCAUAUGACAGCACGGUCGAAACCAUGCAAUAUCCUCAGAUCCGAACAAUUGCCAUCAUUGCUGAAGGAAUCCCUGAAAACUACACCCGGCAACUGAUCAAGAUGGCGGAUGCGAAAGGGGUCUCUCUGAUUGGACCAGCCACUGUUGGAGGAGUAAAACCUGGCUGCUUUAAGAUUGGCAAUACCGGGGGAAUGUUGGACAACAUCCUGGCGUCUAAACUUUAUAGGCCUGGCAGCGUUGCAUAUGUGUCAAGGUCAGGGGGGAUGUCCAAUGAGCUUAACAACAUCAUUUCUCUCAAUACAAAUGGUGUCUAUGAGGGUGUCGCCAUUGGAGGAGACAGGUAUCCGGGGACUACAUUUUACGACCAUAUUGUGCGAUAUCAGGCUGAUGACAAUGUCAAGAUGAUGAUACUGUUAGGAGAGGUUGGAGGUACAGAAGAGUAUCGCAUCAUCCAAGGUAUCAAGGAAGGACAGAUCACUAAACCCUUGGUGGCCUGGUGCAUUGGCACCUGUGCUAAGAUGUUCACAUCAGAGGUUCAGUUUGGCCACGCUGGGGCUAGUGCUAAUGCUGACAGUGAGACGGCUGUGGCCAAGAAUGCUGCCCUGAAGGAGGCCGGGGCUUACGUACCAAAGAGCUUUGAUGAGUUAGGUAGUAUCAUAAGGGAUGUUUACACAAAGUUGGUAUCUGACGGCACGAUUGUCCCACAGGCUGAGCAAGCUCCACCUACCGUUCCCAUGGACUUUGCCUGGGCUAGGGAGCUGGGUCUGAUCCGUAAGCCGGCUUCAUUCAUGACAAGUAUCUGUGAUGAGAGAGGACAGGAGCUGCUCUAUGCCGGCAUCCCAAUCACUGACAUCUUCAAGGAAGACAUGGGGCUGGGUGGAGUUCUCAGUCUCCUCUGGUUCCAAAGACGACUGCCAAAGUACGCCACUAAGUUUAUUGAGAUGUGUUUGAUGGUGACAGCUGAUCAUGGCCCUGCCGUCUCCGGUGCUCACAACACUAUAGUCUGUGCUCGUGCUGGCAAAGAUCUGGUCUCCUGUCUCGCCUCAGGACUACUCACUAUUGGUGACAGAUUUGGAGGUGCGCUGGAUGCGGCCGCUCGUCAGUUCAGUGAAGCCUACGACAGUGGGAUGAUCCCUAUGGAGUUUGUCAACACAAUGAGGAAGAAAGGCCAGCUGAUAAUGGGCAUUGGCCACAGAGUUAAGUCGCUAAACAAUCCAGACAUGAGGGUGGUAAUACUGAAAGAGUACGCCCAGCAGCACUUCCCAGCCACGCCCCUUUUGGACUAUGCCAUUGAUACAGAGAAAAUCACCACAUCUAAGAAACCUAAUCUGAUCCUGAAUGUUGACGGGUUCAUAGGGGUGGCCAUGGUAGAUCUGCUCAAGAACUGUGGAUGUUUCACCAGGGAGGAGGCACAAGAAUACAUAGACAUUGGAGCUCUCAAUGGAUUGUUUGUCUUGGGACGCAGUAUGGGAUUCAUUGGUCAUUACUUGGAUCAGAAGCGUCUGAAACAGGGUUUGUAUCGCCAUCCAUGGGACGACAUCUCUUACAUCAUGCCUGAAGGCAUGGGUAACUAGACGUAUGCCCUUGUCAACACCACCCUCCCAGUACUGGAGCACAGCACUGUUAGGGGGAUGUAGCAAAACCAGCAUUAGUGAAACAAGAAAUUGCAACUUUCAAUAACUAAGCACCAGUACCAUUGCCUGAGCGAAGUGGCAAUAAAACUGAAACAAGAAGAAAUAGCUAGCAAAACUGAAAAAACAGGACAUUGCCAUAGGAAGGGGGAAACACCAGUGACAACAAAAAUGAAACAGAGCAAACUGGCAUGGAAACUGAACAACAGCAGUAUGGCACUGACACAGGAAGGCAUUAGUGCCAAAAGAACUAGGCACUAGACUAGCUCAGAUAAUAAUCUUUAGAUCAGAAUAAUGAUCGGAUUAAAUCCUGGGUAUAGAUGUUGCAGACUGGUUAAUUUUGGAUGUCGCGCUUGUGGUUCCCCCAAGUGUACUUUCAAAGCUGUAGGUUCGAAAUGUGAAGAAAUGUUAGUCUUUUAUAGGUACAUGUGUACAUCCUGAAUGAUAAGUUUGUCGGUGUCGAAAAGCCGUGGUUCAACAAAUGACAUGUCACCUUUCCAUUGUUCACAGAUUCCUUUAAAAAAAAAAUUGUGUUUAACUCUUGUUAGGAAAUGGAGAUGUUUUUCUUCUUAUUAAGUCCUGUUGUACAGUAGACGAUAAGUUAGUAAUAUCUUCAUUUGCAGUAAAAUGAGAGGUAUUUGUCGGAGAUGUUCUCAAGAAUUUCCGUGUGCAUAUCCGUAGGUUAAAGAUGGUUUUGAGGGGGAAGCUAGUGGGAAAAUGAAGGCGGUUUCUGUAGAUACAUUUAUUUACAACAGCUUAAAGUUCAUUUUAUAGAGAAGAACCGUUGAAGAACAGUAGAUAUUAUGUGGGUUUGUAAAUUAUUAAAAUGGUGUGUAUUAAUGACAUGAGUGAGCGUUGUUGGGAGUGUGUGGGUGGGUGGUCAGUGGGGCUGGGAGAAUUUUGGUCAGGUGAUUCAGAAAGUUUUGAAUCUUUGGAGAAAAUGGCGUUAAUAAUAUUGUGAUUGUUACAGACGUGUAUAACAAUUGUGGGGGUUAGAAAAAACAUGUUGAUCUUGGGAGUUUUUUGUAGAAUCUAGAUUUGUCAUUUUUAUACAGUCGUUCGUGUAUAGCGAUUUGUGUGGAGCUACAUUUACUAAAGUCCUCUCUUCACACAACGUGUGAACUGGUUUAAUAACGGUAAACUCUCAGAUAAAGAAUGUCCUGUUGUAUCAUUUCUUUAUAAAACUUUUUUAGCCAAUUUAAAACUGCAACAGCAUGAAAACUAAGUAAGGUGAUUUCCAGGGAUGUCACAAAAAACAUACAACGUUAAAGAAAUCAUUCAUGUGUUUUGAAAAAGGUUAAAUAGAACUGUUCGAGCAUCAGUAAUGAGUGGAAUUUUGCCUUUUAUUUGUUGUCAUUGUUCGUUGUACAGUUUGAUACUUCAUCACCACCUUAUUAAGGAUAACUAAAGUUUAAGUUGUAUGAGAUAGAUGAAAAGUACCUACAACUGUAUUGUCCUGUUUUCUAUUCUUUCAUACAUUGUGUGUUUCUUUCUUCUGUUUUAGUAACUUAUUUUACUCUAUGGUGAUGUGAUUUUUUGUGUGUUUUCUUGAGCGUCAUUUAUUUAUUGUUAAGUACUUGUUCGGAUGUAACUUUUGACGCGUUUGAUAGGUGAAGAGCGCAGCUCAUUUUAACCAUCGUGAAGCACCCACGCAGAUUUCACUAUACUUAUUUGUGCCAUGGCAGUGCUAAUUUUAGUUUAUCACUAAGCGCUAUGUUGUUUGUUGUUGAGUUAAGUUUGCUUCGUUAGCGUUUUUAAUUUGACGAGAUUUUCAUGUGACACAGUGUUUCAUCAUUUAGACAGAAACACCAGUCAUGGAAUACAUGUCUCCUCUUUGUUGCUUUGGAUAUGCUGAGCAAAACUUUAUGUGUCGCUAUUUCUGUGUUCUGUGGUAUGGCUGUGUUUAAGCACGUGUAUAUUAGGGACCAAUAACAACUUUAUUUAAUAAACAUGCCAUUGUGGU